AAAUGGCAAUGUCACUGGCAAUUGGCUUGAGAAUCUUAUUCUGCGUAUUGGGAUGCGUGAUGUUAGCCACUCUCACUUACACUCUCUCCGUCGACGGAUUUCCUUUCCGUAAAGACCUUCUCACUCCCAGCUCAAGGGUCUAUUUCUGGCUGUAUAUUGGGUGGUCUUAUUUCAGAUUGCUACACAAGUUCCACAAAAUCCUCAUAGCAAACUCUGAUAUUGUUCUUAAGUGAGAGAGGGGCAGACACUGAGCCAGUCUGCCAAGCUUGCUCACGGUGGUGUUCUGUGAGUUGUGGUUCUAGCCUGAGUAUCAUGGUAGACAGACGCCGGUUCAACAUCAACACCCUUCGGUGGAUGUUGGCAACCUUAAUUGAUUUCUACAUUAAUGUCGUGGCGUUAGGGGCUUGGGUGUGUUACAAGGAAUCAAACUGGAUCAGUGCAUCACUUUGGAUAGUUCUGCUGGUAUGUUUUGGAAGCAUUACAACAUGUUUCUACAUUGUUUUGCAAUUCCUCAAGUUGUCGAUUCAUGAUGCUUUGGAAGAUCCAAUACAUUAUGUCUUAUUUCGAUAUCCUACCAAGGAUGGAGUGGCAGACAAGAGAAGGUUUUCUGUUGUAACUACAAAAAUUUUCUUCAGUGCUUUGGGUUGUUUGAUGCUGGCAACUUUAGUUUACACUCUAUUGACAGAUGGCUCUCCAUUUCGCGGAGAGCUCUUCACACCGUGGAUGACGGCAACACUUAUUGAUUUCUAUAUCAAUGUGGUGGCUCUAUCGGUUUGGGUGGCGUACAAAGAAUCAAGUUGGUUAAAUGCUGUCAUUUGGAUUGUUUUAUUGAUAUGCUUUGGCAGCAUCACAACAUGCACCUAUAUUGUCCGACAGCUAUUCCAUCUCUUAUCUCAAGAUCCUGUUUAUCUCGUUCUCCUAAAAAGCAGCAACAGGCAAGUCUAAAACAGUUGAAAGUUUUUCAGAUUUAUAUAGCAUCCAUAAGUAACAACAUUUGAGGAUGAGAAUAUGGUUUUCAAUAAGAUGGCAUGCAACUAAAUUUAAUGGUUCACUCUAUUUCAGAGUGCUUGAUUUAUCUGUAAGGUGUAGAGAAACAUGUUUGAAAGUGAAAGGGUCAUUCGGGUGUCUAUAGCUUUCAUUUCAACUUCCAAUACUCAAGUACAUUAAUACAUCCAAAAAUUCACCGA
Molecule: messenger RNA, 1187 nt
Organism: Rhododendron vialii
Lineage: Eukaryota; Viridiplantae; Streptophyta; Magnoliopsida; Ericales; Ericaceae
Exons: 9
Coding region: 313-945 (210 amino acids)
Source: RefSeq, a predicted model, not a curated record